GAAGUGUUUUAUUCACAUGUGCUCUACCUUGACAGUUAUGAAUCAACGUGUUUGGCUACAUUGCGUUGAACUGAUGCUGUGCGUGCUGUGUGGACUCAUCCAUCCCCAUCCCGUCUCCAGCAGCAGCAGCAUCAGUGUCCCAUCCCCAGCCCGGAAACUGCACCGUCUGUCCGGCAGGAGGGAACCAGCUGACGAAGCAUCGCCCGGCUGAGCUAGCCCGCCCGGCGCAUGGACGCUCCAGCACAAUGGCAGAGGAUUUGGGGGUGCCUCUGUGGUAUAUCAACAACAGGUCGCAUGGAUAAUUCCUCCCCAAUCCUCCCGUAUCAUCUCUUGUUUGGGAUGAUUAGAGCGCCGCUGUCGGCUUGAUGUGGCAGGAUAGCCGUGCGGGAGCCGGGCUGCGCGUCCUGGCUGUCGACUGAGAGCAAAAACGGCGUGGAGCAGGUGUCGUGUAGCUGGGGGGCUCAGCAGGAUGGAAAUAGAUGCCCGUUUUCGUUACUAUUUCCAGCACCCAUGGUCGCGGCUCAUCGUGGCCUACCUCGUCACCUUCUUCAACUUCCUCGUCUUCGCGGAGGACCCCAUCUCUCACAGCCAGACAGAGGCCCACAUGAUUGUCGUUGGCAACUGCUUCUCCUUCCUGUUCAACAAGUACCCCGGCCUGGGAUGGAACAUCCUGAAAGUAGUGUGCUGGAUCCUCGCCAUCAUCUCUGGCCUGCUAGCUGGGAAGUUUAUAUUCCACCGCCAGCUAUUUGGUCGAUACCUGCGCCUGAAAAUGUUCCGCGAGGAUCACGGCUCCUGGAUGACCAUGUUCUUCAGCACCAUCCUCUUCCUCUUCAUCUACUCGCACAUCUACAACCUUAUCCUGCUCAUCGCUGGAAGCAUGCAGCCUCACAUGGUGACAGAGUACAUGGGCAUCAGGAAUGAGAGCUUCAUGAAGAUCGCUGCAGUGGGAACCUGGAUGGGAGACUUUGUCACUGCUUGGAUGGUGACAGACAUGAUGCUCCAGGAUCAGCACUACCCAGACUGGGGCAAAGCAGCCAGAAGGUUCUGGAAACAAGGCAACAACAGGAUCGUUCUCUUCUGGACGGUUCUCAUCACCCUGACAUCAGUGGUGGUUCUGGUCAUCAGUACGGACUGGAUCAGCUGGGACAACCUGAACCGGGGCUUCCUGCCGAGCGACGAGGUCUCCCGAGCCUUCCUGGCCUCCUUCAUUUUGGUCUUCGACCUUCUCAUUGUCAUGCAGGACUGGGAGUUCCCUCACUUCAUGGGUGACCUGGAUAUGAAUCUACCAGGAAUGUCAACGACGCAUGUAAAGGUUAAGCUUCCAGUCUGCAAGUCAAUCUUUAAAGAGGAAUACCACAUCCACAUCACAGGGAAGUGGUUUAACUAUGGCAUCAUCUUCCUCGUGCUGAUUUUGGACCUCAACAUGUGGAAGAACCAGAUCUUCUACAAGCCCUAUGAGUACGGUCAGUAUGUUGGGCCAGGGGAGCAGAUCUUCACAGUUGAGGAGCCAGAAACACUCAGCCUGUUCAACCACAGCACGCUCACCUACGAGUGGCGCUCCACCAACAUCAACCCCGACACCAACCUGACCUACGUGGAGCGGGACAUGUUUCUCCACAGCCGCUACGUUGGGUCCAGCCUGGACAUCAAGUGCCUCGCCUUCAUCCCGAGCCUGGCUGCGUUCGUCCUCUUUGGGUUCUUCAUCUGGUUGUUCGGGCGGUUUCAGGACAGCGAGACCUUCACAGAAAACCCGGACAAGUCGUACGAAAGGAUAAAGAGAAAGUCGCCGUCUGAGUACAGCAAGGAGAUGGGGGUGACGCCAGAAGAGAUGCAUGUUACAAUGAGUGACAUCCUGAAACGAGCAGGGAAUCCCAUGCUUCUAUCGGUGGACGGGCCGCACUUUGGAGCGACGCCCUCUACAAACUCUACUAUUUCUAUGGAAACCCAAGAGACACAUCCGAGCAUUGUGAUCGACAGUGCUCCGCUGGAAGAACCGGCUGUUUCUUUUGAUGUCAACAAGCUCUCUCCUUCACCCGAUGAACUUCAGAAACUUUGAACCAAAAGAUUGCAGGCUGGUUGGAAAUGUCGAGAUCAAGGGCAUCAGAAAUAGGACAAAGUGAUGUUUUGCGAUCCCAGAGUCAGUCCUGAUCCUUACAGAUGUAUUUGUUUGAGUCUAUUUUUAUAAAACAAUCUUUUCAAAAACCGCUUCAACGGCACCAAUUCUGAUAACAAACAUCUUUUCAAACAGAAUGCAAACUUUUAAUUGACAUGGUGCUUGCUCGAAUUUUGCAUUUUCAUAUCUCAAUUUUUUCAAGGUAAACUACAAAACUUCGGUGUCUAUAUAGGGGAGUUUUUCUACAGCUGUGACACAAAGGAUUUUACUGUAUCUAACCAGUGUUACAGCGACACUAGUGCCUUAACAUUUUAUAAGUUGGGAUACAGAACUGUCUAUACUCAAUGGGCAACGAUACGGAAGAUGUCCUCAUCAUUGAUCCUAUAAAUGUCUUAUAUAUGCUUUCAUAUCAUGCAGACAAUUGUUACCUCAUUUGAUCCUCGGACGUUAUGCAUUUUCAUUUCUUCUCCUCUGAUGUCUCUCCUGCUUGAUUUUUAAUGCAUAACUCUCCUGUGAAAUGCCAUAAUUUAAACAUCAAUGUACACUGAUGACCUUUACAUAUUCUCACUCUUGAUAUUAGUUGCAAAGAUAAUAAUGAAAUCAGAAGAGAUCAAAUAGCAAACCAACAAGCCACCUCAUGAUUGCUUAUGUGGCUGCUGCACCUGGACUGAAUAGCAACAGAGUCAGACGGUUGGUUUUUGCCCUUGGCAUAAACAUACCAUUGAAGUGCAGGGGAGGCUCCUGCUCCAAAGCUCAGGGCUUCUUUAUGUCUAGAUAAACCUUAAAAGUUUUAGAAGCAGUUUUGAUGUCAUGGGAAAUGCAUGAAAAAAUAUUUAUUUAUUUAUUUAAAAUGUUAUCCCACUGUUAAAAGAAACAUGAUUUUGAAUGCAACUGAAACCUGCAGCAUUUAUCUUUCCACUGACUUUGAAAGUUUUCUCUGCCUUUUUGCAUAUUUUCACAAGCUUGGCAGUCUCUUUAAAAACUGAUAUUUGGAGUUUUGGGCCAAAAACUAGGAUAGCCUUUGGUUAUUUUUUUGCAUAGCACGGAUACUAACUGAAAUAUUACUGCAUUACUAACAUCAUUGUCUUUCACAUCAGUGAGUACUUACCAAAGGUACCAAUAAUUCAGUAUAUUGAACAAAUACUGCAAAAUGAUAUGCUACUUUUCAAAGAGAUAUACCUAUAAAACACAGAGUGAAGCUAUUAUAUUAUAUGCAUCACUCUGCAUUAUAAUGGGCUGUAAUGUACAAUAAUGUCUUGAAAAAUACUCACCCCUACACCUCAGUCCUUGCAGAUUUUUAUUCAACCUGUUUCGAAUACAAAGAAAUGUAGCCUCUGAUAUGCCAGUGUUGAGUCAUAAUCAAUUGAUGUAUUUAUAACUUAAAAAAAUAUAUAAAUUAAUUAAUUGUAACCUCAAUUCUAAAAAGUUGGGACUCUGUGUAAAAUGUCCGGAAAAUAGAAUUUGAUGUUUUCAAAAUCAUUUAUAUUUAAUGCAAAUGAAUAGAAAGACAACAAGUCAAAUGUUGAAACUGAAAAAUGCUCAUUUAAAAAUUUCUGCCACAAAAGACAUUUCAGUCAGACAACUGUCAGACAACUCGCGUUUACUUGAGAUAAGUUUAUUGCAGCACACAGUAUUGUGUUUGGCGUAUGGGCUCCGAACCUCAUUACUCCUCGUAGAUUAUUUAAAUGCAGACAUUAGGGGUAAUGAGAUAGGACUAACCCCCCCCCUCGGAGCCUGCAGGUGGAUGCCAGGGAGGAGGUGGGUACAAAGUUUGCACACAGUACUGAGCAGGACAGCAGGAGCACUUGCAAAGCAGAGGCAUAGACAGGGAGACUUGCAGCUUAAAUAGACAGCCAAAUGAGAGGAUAUUGAGAUCAGCUGAUAGUGAGGAUGAUGACGUGUCAUUAUGAAUGAGCGCAGCUUGAGUUGUCAGCCUGAACUAGCAUGCAGGCGACGCUCCAUUUUAAAAAAAUUUAACCAUUGAAAAUCAUUAUUGGUGUCUGUUUGCACAGUACAGUUUUAACCUACAUUUGUGAAUGCAGUGAUGAACAGUGGAAGUGAUUUUGUGCACAUGCAGUGAUUUCCACUACAGAGUAAAGUCCUUUUCUUAAAUAGUGCCACCCGAGGGCCCACAGAUCACAGCCAUCCUGUAUUAGUUUUUUGCCUUGUCUCUUUUGUGCAGAUAUUUCUCCAGAUUCUCUGAAUCAUGUUAUGUUAUAUUAGGAUUGGUAGAUGAUAAAAUCUCCAAAUUCUUGUCAAUGUUAUACCGAGGAGCAUUAUUUGAAUUUGUUCAACUAUUUGCUCACACAGUCUCUCACAGUCAUGAACCUCUUCUCAUCUUUACUUCUGAAUUACUCAGCCACUCUGGAAUACCCUUUUUAUUCCAUGUCAUGUUACGAACCUAAUAAGUUGAGAUGUUCCUCCAGGUUUUGUAGUUUUUUUCACACAUUAUUCAGUGUUUUGUUUCCCUGUCCAAACUUUUUCUGAAACGUGCUGCUGGCAUGAAAUUUAAAAAGAGCGUAUAAUUUGUGAAAUAAUCAAAUUUUUAAGUUUCAGCAUUUGAUACAUGUCUUUGCAUUACAAUAAAAUAAUGGGUGGAAUUAUUUGUAAACCCUCAAAAUCAACAUUUUACACAGCAUCUCAACUUUUUGGGAAUUAGGGGUUGUAGAAAGACAAUAAAAAAGAAGUAUAAUGGCAUUAUUAUGGAAAAUUCUAUCAUAUUCUUUUCUCUUAAAAUACAGUCUAAAGGUAAGUUCAGUUAAUCAUAAUAUAUUUUUACAAAUGUAUUUAUUUAUGACUAUAAUUCACCCGUAAAUACUUAAUAUCCAGCGUCCCACUCUAGAGUCCCUACAGGAGUCCUGUCUGUGUGUGUGCGUGUGUGUGUGUGUGUGAUUGUGUGUGUUUUUACAUUGUGGAGACAAAAGUUUCCGUUUGUGUGUAUAAAGGAUGUUUUAUACCUAAUAGUGCAUGUUGUGUGUAUAUGAGUGUGUAUGCAUGUAUGCACUGGAGGCUUGCUUGUUUCGUAGGUGUUUGCUACCACAAUUGUUUUUGACAGAGGCCAUUCUGUGAAGAGGUCACUUUAUUUAGCAUAAUUUGUUUGCAGUGAUGAGUUCUGUAAUUAUCUUUUUAUACAUUACAGCUCUAAGGACAUUGAAAACGAGUGUCUCACCAAAGGGCAGAACCGUUUUGGACUGGAAAGGAGGUCUAAUAUGUUUGUAAUUUAUUGUGUUUGUGUCACAUUUAAGGGUUUCUUUGUUCAUUUUAAUUUGCUUGUGUUCAAAGACUGACUUGUCAUUCAGUUGCUGCGUGUUUGUGCUUUAUUAAAGGAGAGUAAAUCUCUUGUUAGUUUGCUCCGUGUAUUGUUCGUCAGUUUAACCCUGUGUUUCCAAUAAAUUAAUACAUUUCUUA
Messenger RNA from Notolabrus celidotus (New Zealand spotty), 5521 nucleotides. It is a transcript of the gene tmem117, whose product is annotated as transmembrane protein 117. NCBI's taxonomy places the organism in Eukaryota, Metazoa, Chordata, Actinopteri, Labriformes, Labridae. The coding region runs from base 470 to 2056 and encodes 528 amino acids. The record is from RefSeq and is a predicted model, not a curated record. The transcript has 8 exons. Gene Ontology annotation, biological process: intrinsic apoptotic signaling pathway in response to endoplasmic reticulum stress.